AUGAAUCAUGCCAGCAAAGACAACGAAGGCUCGCCUCUCGACCAUGAUCCAACUUCGAAACUUCCCUCCAAAUCAUCUCAACCACCCUUAACCAUGUCUUCCCCAUCAAAGUUGGACACUGGUUGGAAUUCCACCGAUACUCGAAUCUACUAUGCCAAAAAGUACCGACAAAUCCUUUCUUCUGCUCCCGCUUGCGCCUUGGCCGUUGUUGCAGGGGCUCCUCUCGAGAAUAUCAAAGUUCGAAUGCAAUCGCGCCACUUCCAGAAUGCUUUCCAAGCCACCAAAUACACAUAUCGUACUGAAGGACUUCGUGGUUUCUGGGCCGGUACAUUCAAUCCACUCGUUUCAAUCACCACCUCGCGAGCACUCGGUUUCUCCAUCUAUCGAAAAGCGAAAUAUACUUUGGAUGGCUGGAUCGAAGCAGCUACGGGCCGAUCUCCUCUCCAGCAUGUCAACAAACCAGGAACUUAUCCUGACAUCUAUACACUGACUUGUUUCACUGGCGCUGGAAUGGUCUCGGGUGGUGUAACUGCUGUCGCUCUGACGCCCGUUGAACUCAUCAAAAAUGCCACCCAAACCUCCGUUCUCAUGGCGUCUCAAGGAAAUAUCACAACCAUCGACCCCAUGACCCACAAGAAUGCUGGACGGGUAAGCUCCUGGGCCUCCAUGAGACGGAUCGUUGAGCGACGAGGACCUUUGGGUCUGUGGACCGGUUUUCGUCUUCAUCUUCUCCGCGACGUCAUUGGAAGCGGCAUCUAUUUCGGAGUAUAUGAGACCACGAAACAAUCGUUGAAUUCAUACUAUGGCGCCGAGAAGGCCAAUUCUGCUGGUGCUGUUGCAAUGGCUGGUGCAAUCUGCGGUGUCGGCGCUUGGGUUGUGACAUAUCCACUUGACACCAUGAAAACUCGCGCGCAGAACAAUCUCGUUGGCUCAGACUACACUACUACCGCAUCCACCGUCGCCUCCAAACCCUCUGCGGCGCUGUCUUCCGCUCUCGACACUGCCGCCAAGGCCGCUGCGCUCUCCUCGAAGUGGAAAGGCGUCGAAAUGAUCAUCCUGCGCUCGUCAAUUCAAAAUAUGAUCCAAAUGUCCUUUUUCGAGCAGGCUAAAGUGGUCAUUGACAACCUGACCUUCUCCGACGGCAGUCGCACCUUGCCAGAGGUCGAGCGGCACUUUGGUCGCGACAGUAAGGUCCACAAGAAUGACAAGUUGUAG
Molecule: messenger RNA, 1215 nt
Organism: Rhinocladiella mackenziei CBS 650.93
Lineage: Eukaryota; Fungi; Ascomycota; Eurotiomycetes; Chaetothyriales; Herpotrichiellaceae
Exons: 6
Coding region: 1-1215 (404 amino acids)
Biological process (GO): transmembrane transport
Molecular function (GO): transmembrane transporter activity
Source: RefSeq, a predicted model, not a curated record